Messenger RNA from Schistosoma guineensis, 4979 nucleotides. The record is from the annotation of a GenBank genome assembly. NCBI's taxonomy places the organism in Eukaryota, Metazoa, Platyhelminthes, Trematoda, Strigeidida, Schistosomatidae.
AUGAAUAUUAUGAUAAUCAAUGAUUAUAUUCUAUUAAUUUAUUUAAUAUUAUGGAUUAAUGCUGAUGAAUUUCAUGUUGUUUCACCAGGACCAUGUUUACAAGAAGGUGAUGCCUAUUGUAUGAGACGUGUUGCUAAUAGUAUGUGUUCAUUAGAGAAAAAUGAAUGUUUUUGUAAACCUGGUUAUGUAUCAAUACAAGAAAGUUAUGGAAUUACUUGUAAAACAUUGUUAACCAAUUUAAAAUGUCAAGUGGAUAGUGACUGUAUACAUGUAGUGAAUAGUGCAUGUCAUCCAGGUGCUGGAUAUUGUGCUUGCCCAGGUGGUACAAUUUAUGUUUCUCAGGAUAAUGCAUGUCGACAGUCAGCAGAGAAUAAUCAAAAUCCAUUUUGUUUAAAAUGUCGACAAGCUAACGGUGUAUGUUAUCAUUAUACUUCUAAUCGAAUAUCAAAUUCAAAUGAAAUGAAACGAUAUAAACGUUAUGAAUAUAAAGAUCAUAAAUUAAUCCCUUUCAAUAGCCCUGUGGAUGUAAUAUUUAAAGAAAUUCUUCAAUAUUCUGAAAAUACAGAGACAUAUGGAUGCAGUUGUCCACAUAAUACUGGAAUGUUAGUUUCAUUUUCAAUGAAUGAUAUAACAACAAAUAUAAAUCAUAGUCACCUACAAAAACCACAUCAUACAACAUCAUUCAAUAAACUUGAUGAAAAUAUAUCCUUGUCAACAUAUCAGCUUGUACCACAUCAGUUUCCUCAAUGGUAUUUUUGUAAAGCAAUAAUGGUCGAUUUAUGGGAAUACUGUAACAAUAUUGAUUUAUUAUGUCGAACUAAAAAUGCACGUUGUAUCAGAACGGAUAAUGAAUUAGAUUUAAUUCAAUUUACAUGUCAAUGUAUACCUGGUUAUAUACCAGUUUAUCAAAAUCAUUUAGAUUAUCAUGAAUGUUUUCGUCAACUUGAAGCGAAUCAUUCCAGCUGUUCGUCAUGUAUUCAUUCAAAUGGAAAAUGUUAUACAAUGAAUGAACAAGACAUUGAAUCAUCGAUUGGUUGUUUAUGCCCAAAUAAUCUUCAAUCUAUAAUAACAUCUUCAACACAGACUAAUUUAAUACAACAUACUAAUAAUAAUAAUAAUAAUAAUCCUAUUGAUAGUAAUAAUGAUGAGAUCAUAAACAAUAAUGAUAAUGAUAAUCAUUUACAGAAUCAUUAUAAAUCUAUGCUAUCACAAACAACAAUAAUGGAAUAUGAAGUAUGCGGAGAAAAUUUAGUACAUGUAUUUUGUCAACGACAUUUAUUAGAAAUUUGUUUUUUACCAAUGAAUCAAUCACCAUAUGAAAACUUAGCUGAAAAUUUACAAUUACAUCAUUCCAUUGCAUUUAUUACAAAUUUAACAAUCUAUCAAAAAUUGAUUAAUACUUGUAUAUUAAAUAUAAAAAAUUCUGGUUUAUAUCAUAAACAAUGGAAUAAUACAAUAUUAAAUUAUAAUAAAUUCAAUACAAAACAUAUAUGGUGUAAAACAAUUGAUUGGAGACAAGAAUCAACAAAUAUACCAUGUGGUCUUAGUAUUACUGAAUAUAUGACUGGUGAUUUGUAUACUGGUUACUUGGCUAUAAUUACAAACCAAGAAUAUCGUAACCAUGAAGUUGAUCUCUUGUUUCAAUUUACAUGUAAAACUAAUAAUGAUGUACCGCAUCGGGUACCUGGACAAGUUUUCGAAAGAAAUAUUAAAGUUAAUAGACAAGAUCUACUUGAUGAUUCACCAUGGCCUAAACUUGAUGUUAAAUUUACUGUAAAAGAUGAAAAUGGACAAUCAGUACAAACAAUAUUAGAGUCAACACCAAUCAGAUUUGAAGCUGAAUUGAUUGAUGAACUAAAUGUUUACAAAGCUAUUACUGUUGAAGAAUGUUAUAUGAUAGACAGGAUAAAAUCUGGUCAAAGAAAUGAAGAUUCAAAGGAAACUCUUUUAUUAUACAAAGGUUGUCCAAUGUUCAAAUCAAAUUUAAACAAUCAAUCAAUAAUUGGAUUUAAUUUUCAAAUGAAUCAAUAUGACAAUGAAAAAGUAUUCAUAUUUCAACCGAAUAAUCAUAAUAAUAAUCAUAAUAAUUUAUAUCAAUUACAAACUGGUUUAUUUCAUCUUUAUUUAAAUAAACAAUCAAUAAUUGAUUUAGAUAUAACACAAUCAAUUAAUAAAACAAUCAAAAUGAUAAAACCAAAUAUCGAAAAAAUCAAUACAAAUAAAAUCAAUAAAAAUGUUACAAUGAUUAAUAAUAAAUCAAUGAAAUUAAUAAAUAAACCAAUGAAUUUAUUAGAUGAUAUAUAUAAAGAAAAAUUAAAUGAAAUUGGAUAUAGAAUACAUGAAUUAAAAUUUACUUGUAUAUUUCGUAUAUGUAAACAAUUAGCAUGGUGUUCAUGGCCUUCUGCGUGCGAUUCAACUACAUCAAGUUUGAAUAAUCCUCGAAUAACAUUUCUGCCACCAAGUCUACGAAUUAUACAACGUUCCAUACCAUUAUAUUUAAUUGAAAGUAUUCCAAGUAGUCAGUUACCAGUGAAAAAACAAGUUACAUCAAGAAUUUGUGGAGAAUUAUAUUGUUCAAAUACAUUACAUAUAUUAUUAAUGAUGAGUUUAGUUGGUAUAUUAACUUUUUUAAUGGGUUUAAUGGGUAUGUUAUUAGCACGUAAAUAUCGUCAUCAUUUAAAUCAAACAAGAAAUUCAUUAAUACAAUCGAAAUCAAUAACAAUCAAACAAAAUCAUUGUACAGAAAUAGAUAAAAAUUAUUAUAAUCCAAUUAAACAAUCAUCUAUAUCACAAUAUAUAAUUCAUAAACCACAAUGUCAAUCAGAUCAACAAAUAGAUAAUGAAAUAUUCAAAAGUCUUUUAACAGUUGAUAAUCAUAUUACGAAUAAUAAUAAUAAUAAUAAUACUAGUAAUGUUAGUAAUACUAGUAGUAGUAGUAAUAGUAAUAGUAGUAAUAAUAAUAAUCAACCAUAUACAAUGGAUAUUAAAGAUUGUUGUAAAUAUUGGUUAAAUGAACAUUCAUAUGCUAAUCCUUUAUUAUUACAAAGAUCUUUACCUCAUGAUCUACCAUUACACCAACAUCAUCGUCAUCAUCUUCAUCAUCAUCAACAACAACAACAACAACAACAACCUUAUCAGCAACAUCAACUUUAUCAUUCACAAUGUCAACAACAUCAACAACCAUCACAAUAUCAAUUACAACAUUAUCAAAUUUCACCAUCAUCUACAAUGGCUACUCCAAGUCAUUGUUCAUGUUUAAAUGAAACAUUAUUUACUGAUAAUAAAAUAAUACAAAAUUUAUCUAAUUAUUAUACAUUAAAAGGUUAUACUACAUUACCAAUAACUACAUCGAAUACAUUUACAUCAUUUAAAUCAAUAGAAAAUUCUAGACAAAAUGAUGAUUAUCGAUUGUUGAAUAGAACAACAACAGCGUUUAUAUUGGAACCAACACAUACAAUGAUAAGUAGUAUUAAUAGUAGUAAUACAACAACAACAACAACUACUACUACUAGCACUGUCACUACUAUUAGUAAUAAUGAUACUAAUAAUUAUGGAAAUAACAAUAAUAUGAGUAUAAGCACUAUGAGCAAUAUUCAUGAAUCCAUUACAUCAUCAUAUUCAACAACAAAUAUAAGUAGUAAUAAUAAUAAUAAUUCAGUAAUAUAUUGUUCAGAUCAAUUAACAGAUUCUUAUCCCCAUUCUUCAAUUCAACUCCAAGAUGAUGUAAUACUAUUUCAAAACAAUAAUAAUAAUAAUAAUAAUAAUAAUUCAACUAAUGAACCAAAUAAUAAUCAAUGGUGUACAAUAAAAAAUGUACAAUUUAUAAAUAAUAAAUCUAAUCAUUUAUCAUUACAAUCUCAAUAUAAAAAAUUAUCUACAUUUGAUGAUACUAUUUAUUUUGGUAUAGAUUAUCAUAAUCCUAAUUGUACAAUAAAUCCAGUAAUAGAAACAAUACAAUUAGAUACAAAUCAAUUACAACAUAAUCAAAUACAAUCACAAUUUAUACAACAAUCAUUGAAAUAAUAAUAAUAAAAUAAAAAAUGACAAUAUAACAGAAAAACGAAUUAUUAAUUCUGUUAGAAUGAAGAAUAUAAAUCUGCUCAUCAGUUUAUACUUUAUAUUUCAUUAAUCUUCAGCUAUUAUUACUCAUACAUUUAACUAACAUGUACAUAAAUGACAAAGAAAAUAACAUCAUCAAUUCAGUGUAUACUUUAAAAUGACACAGUAAAGUUUAUUAUAGUACAUGAUUAUGCUCAUUUUAUAAAUUGUACAUGAUAUAUACAUAUUACUUAAAUAUUUAUAAGGAAGUAGCUCAUAUACAGUUGUAAUAUAUAUUGAACAUUUAAGGAGUACAUUUUAAAACACAAAUCUUUAAUGAAUAUUUACAAGAAAAAGCAGACAAACAAACAAACAGAACAGAAUAGUUCUCCUAAUUAAUGGUUGUGCACUAAUUUUGAUAAUUAUUUAUAUAAUCAAAUUAAUGAGAAAUAUUCUACACAAAUACAUAGAUACACGUACAUAGGGACAUUUUGUAUACAUAUACACACAUUUACACAUACGUGCGCACACACACACACACAAACACAUGCACAAAUCUAUCUCAUUUGCACUAAAUUUGUUAUGACUUUACUUUCUUUCAAAAGAAGGAGACAGAAAGUGAGGAAAGAAUACAACUUAAGGAAUAACAUAAGGUAAUCUUUAUAAGGUUCUGUUUAGUUGGACUAUCGGUUAAACAAAGGAAACCAUACAUUGUAAUCUAAAUUGCAAAAAUGUAAUUUGUAAUAUUUUACAUUUGAGAAAAUAAUGAUAAACUUGAAUUUGGGAUUUUAUUUGUGUUAAUUUUUCUUCAAGUUUAGGAGCACUGUUUGUUUUGUUUCGUUUUCUUUUUUAAAGAAAAAAUAUGUAACUCUUACUAAACGUUCUUUCGGUUUCUUUUUUACAUGCGAACUGUAUACAACAUCCUUACUGAACGUUAUUAC